Molecule: messenger RNA, 837 nt
Organism: Striga asiatica
Lineage: Eukaryota; Viridiplantae; Streptophyta; Magnoliopsida; Lamiales; Orobanchaceae
Source: the annotation of a GenBank genome assembly
AUGGUUCCGCCUCCGUCACGACAAUCACAUCCCCAAUUCGUGGAUCGACAAGCUAUAAGUGGCGAGGGACGACGGUUUGAAUUUGGAGAUUUGGGGAUGUCAUAUUUGCAAACAAGCCCCCUAAAAAUCUCACACAUUUUCAAUUUCCUGCUUUUCUUGCUCUUCUUCUUGCUUUGCCUCCUUCAAGCCACCCCCCACAGACUCUUCCCCAAACAUUUCAUCACUUUCCAAAACACCAAACUUCUCCUUACUAUCCCCUCUCAAGAGCUCAACCACCUCGAGCAUCGUGGGCCUUCUCUCGGGCUGACUAUUGGCGCAAACAAGCCCGAUCAAAACAACCCUUUUCAUCUCUUCCUCCGCGUACUUCCCCUUCAGUCUUGGAUCCGCCAGCUCAUCGAAUUUCCUCUCGUGGACCAACGGCAAGGCCCAUUCAGUUAUGGGCCGCCGAAGGCUUGGGCCCACCUUCUCAAGGGGCUUGCGGCCCGUGGCAAGCUCGAGCAAGAGGAUUCCAAAGCUAUAAACGUCACAAGCCUCGGAGGCCUUGCCAAGCAUGGCGUACUCGGGAGCAAGGUAGCCGAGGGUUCCUUUGAUUUGGGUGGUCACGUGGGUUGCACCUUCGGGUACAAGCCGUGCAAAACCGAAGUCCGCAACUUGGGCCUUGAAGCCCGAUACUUACGCAAUGCCCUCACUGGCCCCAAUAGCGAUUUCCAUCCGCCUGGGCCAGUCGAGAUGAGACUCGGCCGAAUGCUGACCGUGAAGAUGAGACAUCAAGCUCAGAUUAGUCAUGUAAUCAUAGACGAUAAGACGUUCUUGCCCUUCCGAACAAUAGCCUCGUAA